Messenger RNA from Ostreobium quekettii, 2154 nucleotides. The record is from the annotation of a GenBank genome assembly. Lineage: Eukaryota; Viridiplantae; Chlorophyta; Ulvophyceae; Bryopsidales; Ostreobiaceae.
AUGGGUGAGUUCGGGAAUCUUAGGAGGGACCUUCGGGUGGAUGUGGAAAGGAGCGAGGAGACCAGUUUGCUGGGCAGCGGGGCAUUCGGCGAAGUCAGGAAAGGACUUGCUGUUGUUGAAGGAGUGCGGAGACCUGUCGCCGUGAAGUAUGCAAACAGGCUGCAUCCAAGGGAAGCGAGAAAAUCGUUCGACAAUGAGCUCAGGGUGUAUGACAGCUUGUACGAGCACUGCAAGCACCCACGUAUCCUUGAGUGCUUCGGCGGUAACUUGGGAGUUGAGGAUUCUGACGAGGAAGACGACCAGACUGUGGACAAAAUGUUCAUUGUGCUGGAGCUGAUGGACAUGAGCCUACGUGAUCUGAUUUACGAACCUGAGCAUGCCGACCAUAGGAACUACCGCACAAUCCUGCUCGUCUGCGCACAGAUUGCAGAGGGAUUGGAAUUUCUGCACCACAACAGAAUCGUUCACUACGACAUCAAGCCUUCCAACGUACUGAUAACAGAGAAGGAUGGUGCGCAGUUCCAUGGAAGGGCCUGCAGGUUUGUGGUGAAGCUGGCAGACUUUGGGCUGUCCAAAAUGAGGAUGCAAAGGUCGACUGCAGCCAGUUUCAAGGGCCAGGUUGGCUACAUGGCCCCAGAAAUUUUCAUGUCCCUGCACUUCAGGGGAAAGCGAGCCACUGACAAGGUGGAUGUCUACUCACUUGGCGUGCUCAUCUGGGAGUUUGUGAUGCAGAAGGACCGUUUGAGCGAGUCCAUGGGUGAGUCCAUAGAGAGUGUGCCCUCUCCAGCCAGUGACAAUCUGAGUGAGUCGGACUGCUACUUGGGCAGCUCCAGGUUCACCAUGCCAAAGAGUGUCCCAAAGGAUCUCAGGGACUUGAUUGGGAAGUGUGUUGAAUACAGACCAGACACCCGUCCUGCCUGCUCUGAGGUUCAGGGAACUCUGUUGAAGCUGGCUGAUGAGCCAUGGGCGCUCAGGACCCCUGCUGAUCUUGCCGAUGCAGAAGACUUGCAAGGACAGGCUGCAGUAUCAAUUGCAGACUCAGCAAUGGAUAGACAUCAAGAGGGCCCACCUGAGGCAUGCCUCCCCCGCAUCAACUUGCAGAUCGAGGUUGAGUAUCCUGACAGGUGCAGCGAGGCGAGCAGCCUGGUGGGCGGAGGUCCAUACAGCGUUGUCGAGAAGGGGGUGUGCAAGGACGACUCAGCAAAAGGGCACCGUGUCAUUGUGAAGCAUGCCAAAGUGGUGCAAUACCGGGACCUGUUCAAGCACGAGCUUGAGAUGUUCAGCCGCCUUCCAGAGCACCCAAACAUUGCAAGGUGCUAUGGUGGGUCGCUCGGCCAGGGCAAUGGCAGCGAGCCAGGCGCAGAUCGCGACAUAUUCAUCGUCAUAGAGGAGUUGGGGCAAAGCUGGGAGGCAUUCCUCCUCGAUAACACGGUCAAGGUAAAGGGCGGCAAGGUCAUCAGGUCAGACACCAGAUAUUUUACGAUGCUCAAGGCCUUCCAUGAUGUCGCCUCUGGCCUGAGACACUGCCACGACAACAGCAUUAUUUACGGCAAUCUAAACCCGCAGAAUGUGCUUCUCAACAAGGAGGGCUGUGCAAAGCUCACCAGCCUGAUGUUCUCCAGGUUUUUCUCGGACUGCUACAGCAGCUUCCACCCCGAAAUUGCAGUGGUGUCGCCGGAGCUGCUGCUCGGCAGGUAUCACAGGUACCAGGAGUUCACCGAGAAGAUGGACAUCUUCGCCCUUGGCGCCUUCAUGUGGGGCAGCCUGGAGAUAGACGCGCAGGCAAUCGACCAGGUGCUGAGACCACCCAGAGAAACUGACAACGGGCAAGAGCAGCAGGGCUGCUCUGGCCUGGCCUUGAGUGAACAUUACCCUGACGAACUCAGGGCCCUGAUCCUGAACUGCACAGCGAUUUUGCCCACAUCCCGGCCCAGCUGCCAAGAAGUCGUGGGCUCUUUGGAGCGCAUGCUGGUGUCGACGUGGGUCCAAAACCCGGUGUUCAAGAUCGAUGUUCAAGGCGUGAGCACGGUGCCGUGGAUAUGCGCAACUCCAACUCGACGGUUCAUAAAAAACCGGGCGGUGAAGGAGAACACUGUGCACACCUGGUUCGCACAGACGCUGAAAGUACUGGAUCGGUUUCUGGGCUACGCUUAG